AAGAACGAUAGGCAGAAAAUAGUUCAAUCACGGUGGCAUUUCUCCAGUUUCCUAAUCGGAUUACGUUUCGACUGGAUUCGUUACAAUUUACGAGCAGUGAAGUGUAAAUUAUACAUUGAGUGAAGUGUCCGGGACGCCGUCAUCCGUUGGCGUGACGGUUGAGAUCUCAUCGACGCAGGCCAUUUGCAGUGAAAAAAGAUCUUCCGCGGGACUGCCGAGCACACGGAUCGAGAACUAGCUGGCCGGAGGAGAAGAAGGAGCUAAAUUUUCCUUUUGGAAACGGCACUAUACCGUGACGCGCUCGUUUUUCGCGUCGUAAGCCGGAAGGUACCACUGUCGGAACGCUGUGUCUACGGGCGGCAAACAAAGGCUCCAACAUGGAUCAACAGCAGUACUGCCUCAAAUGGAGCAACUACUCGUCGAACCUGGCGGCGGCCUUCUCCAACCUGUUCGAUUCCGCCACCCUCACCGACGUCACGCUGGUUUGUGGAGGAACGGUAUUCAAUGCACACAAGGUCAUCCUGGCGGCAUGCUCGAAAAACUUUGCCGACCUGUUCGAACGGGCCCCGGUCGGCACGGGACAGAUCUGCGUGAUGCUGGAGGCCACCUCCGCCGAUAACAUGCACGCCCUGCUCGAGUUCAUGUACAAGGGCGAGGUGCACGUAUCGCAGAAAGCGCUGGAAAGCUUUCUCAAAGCGGCCGAGAACCUGCAGGUUAAGGGUCUCACCACGGAACAUGGCCGUUUCGCGAGUGCCAACGCCGGUCAGCCAUCGCAAUCGCCGUUCCACAAUCCACCGAACGAUCUGCCAUCGCCCGCCACCCGACGACAGCAGCGUAACAGCCUGUCGUCCUCGCUGGAGUCGAUCAACCGACCGGUCAAGCGGGAAAGCGACAGUGUGGUGGGCAGUGCGAGCUGUGGAGGUAACGGGGCGAACAGUAGCGUGGGCAGUGGAGGCGUCGGAAGUGCAUCGGAUCGGGGCAGCAGUGGAGGCGGUGCGGGCGUCGGAAGCGGACGUGGUGGAAGCGAUCGCAAUGAGGGCGCUGGAAGUGGCGCUGCCGGAGGAGGUGGUGGUAGUGCAGGAGGUGGUGCCGGCGGUGGUGGUAGUGAUGGUGGGGGAGGUAGUGGCGGAGGAAGUACACCGGCCUCUAGCUUCUCACCGUACCUGCAACCAGCGGCCUACAUGCCACCGUAUGACAGGAAACGACCGCUGCGAAGUCCGUUCUACGAACACCAGGAAGCGACACGGGACAGUGUGCUGCGGGACGGCAAGGCGAGCGCAGGCAAUGGCAGCCCGGUGAGUGGCAGCAAAAACUAUCGACCGUCCAGCAGCGGCUCCUCGGCAACCCCCACGGAAGCGGAUACCAUACACACGGAUCGGGAUUCACCUCAACAGUCGAAUCGCUAUGAAAAUCACAGUCCCAGCACAACCCACCAUGGCCACGGAAAUGGACCGGUAUCGUCGAACACAAUGGACCGGGACGAACGCAACGAUCACAACGGCUCAAUUGCGGACAAAGUCAAGCACGAAUGUCGAGAGGGAAAUGAGGCUGGUGCGGAAGAUUUACGAGUAAAGUUGGAAAUGCGACCCAUCCAGUCUCCGCUGAGGUCUUCGGCGCCGUCCACCCCAACGACACCGGUCGGUUUUAUCAACGUGAAAGGUGGUCUGGAAGGAUCGAUACCGUCGGUCGACAUGCUGGGAAUGAUCAGUGCACCGCGGGAAACGACGGGAGAUGGCAAGAAGCUCCAGUGUCCACUGUGCGACCGGCAGUACGGCUACGAGACGAACCUGCGCGCCCACAUCCGCCAGCGGCAUCAGGGCAUCCGCGUGCCAUGCCCGUACUGCAGUCGGACGUUCACCCGCAACAACACCGUCCGGAGGCAUAUCGCCCGGGAGCACAAGCAGCAGACGGCGUUCCUGCCGAGCCAGCUGCACAGCUAAGCGGGUGCUCGGGUCCGGGAGCCGUCGUCGUAGUCACCGAACUUGAUGCCCUCCUUCCACUCCACCGCACAGCGAAGUCCGACACCGCAGCCGCAGCGCGCGGGUGGACCCGUUUGUUGGUCCGUUGUUGUUCCUAUAAUUCAUAAGCGAUAAUAAUUGUUGCACCAAUUCGUCGUGUGUAGUAGCCAUACCGCCGCAGAGCCCUUUUUUCUUUGAAGGCCAUCCAAAGAGAGAUACACUGAUACACGCAACUACUACGAGCCAGCCAACCAGCCGCCAGCGAGCCUACAUCGACCAGCUAUUACAUCAAACAUCAACAGCUGCACUUAUGGUACAAUCCCCAGACGCUGGGAAAUUCGAACAUAAUUUUCUCUAAGAAAAGGUAGGCAUGGGGGUGGUAAUGGGAGCACAGUGGAAAACGCCAUAAACUGUGCGACCCGUAAGGAAUCGCCGCAGCGAAAAAUAGAAGAAGGUGGGAUCGCAGGGAUUGCUUCUUCCUAGAGAGUACGGUUGGCAGAAUGAAGUGACACCACGAUUUCAAGUGGUGGACAGUAGCAACUAGUUGCGCUGGGUUGUAUUUACGUACGUUCUACGUAAUCCACCCGAUUUCCACCUGCAAUUGAAAAUGGAUUGAUAAACGAUCUGAUUACAAUGAAUAUUCUUGAACUUUUACAGGCCUAACGUACUGUUAGUCUGAUAU
This is a messenger RNA of Anopheles coustani, 2640 nucleotides long. RefSeq names its product zinc finger protein chinmo (gene chinmo). The coding region runs from base 378 to 1940 and encodes 520 amino acids. The transcript has 8 exons. NCBI's taxonomy places the organism in Eukaryota, Metazoa, Arthropoda, Insecta, Diptera, Culicidae. Gene Ontology annotation, molecular function: protein binding. The record is from RefSeq and is a predicted model, not a curated record. Gene Ontology annotation, cellular component: nucleus. Gene Ontology annotation, biological process: regulation of transcription by RNA polymerase II.